AUGAUCUUGUCCAACCCUGCGAAGCGAGCUAUCCUAUCAGUGAUAACACCUAUUCCUCGCGACAAAUGGUUUGAAGUAGCCGCAAUAACUUUCGGAACUACGACAAUCGCUGGAAUGGUGGCAACAGCUACUGGGUUUGUAAAUCCAGCGGACGAUUGGCAUCCUACCAACAAUCCCGUCAAACCGCUUUCAGCUUUCUUCUUUCCUUCUCUGGUAGAAGAAGUCUUUCGGAGGGGGGCUUUACUGCCCCACAGUAUUUUGAAUGUUCCAACUCGCAGUAUCAUAUUCUCAGCCUGCACUCCUGUACUAGCGAUCCAAGUUAUAAGCCACCCGAUUGCCGCCAAGACGUUGUGGCCACGAGGCAAAGGUAUCUUUGACGACCCCAGAUUUCUGCUGUUGGCAACCAUAGUAUUAGGAGCUGCAACAAUGUCGUUUAUCGUUAGCGGGGGAAGCGCAUGGGCAGCCGCAGUGACACACGGACUUCCAGUUGCAUUGUGGAGAGACUUCUUCAAUGGUGAAGCCAGACUUGCAGGGAAGAGUCAUCAUCAAUGA
This is a messenger RNA of Cylindrotheca closterium, 552 nucleotides long. NCBI's taxonomy places the organism in Eukaryota, Bacillariophyta, Bacillariophyceae, Bacillariales, Bacillariaceae. The record is from the annotation of a GenBank genome assembly.